AUGGCAGACUUCAAAUUCAGAGGCGACCUCGCAGCCAACAAGGAGUUGGUCUGCUCCAUUUCCCGCCUGCUUAAAGCCCAUGGGAUCCCUAACCUUCUCUGGGGCGAUUUCGUCUUCAAUCUCUACGGAGUACCUCUCCAAGUCUCAGACUUCAGUUUCGUCAUCCCCGACGAUCUAAUCGAUAGAGCCCGCACUGUCUUAGAGAUAGCCAAAUUCCCACUGUGCCACCUAGGCCAGACAUGCCCCGCCAUCCAGCCAAACCGCCCCGCUCCAACCCCCUACGCCCACUUCAACAUCAAGCAAAAAGGCGACCCAAGAAAGUGGUUCAGAGUCGAACUCCACCGGAAGUCAUGCUAUCUUCGUAACUGA
Messenger RNA from Aspergillus novofumigatus IBT 16806, 369 nucleotides. RefSeq lists its product as uncharacterized. Lineage: Eukaryota; Fungi; Ascomycota; Eurotiomycetes; Eurotiales; Aspergillaceae. Bases 1 to 369 code for a protein of 122 amino acids. The transcript has 2 exons. The record is from RefSeq and is a predicted model, not a curated record.